Molecule: messenger RNA, 583 nt
Organism: Chara braunii
Lineage: Eukaryota; Viridiplantae; Streptophyta; Charophyceae; Charales; Characeae
Source: the annotation of a GenBank genome assembly
GCAGCGAUGGAACAGCGAUAGUGAUGGCGCAACGAUGGCGCACCGGUGGAGAGCGAUGGCGCAGCAAUGGCACGGCGAUGGAACAUCGAUAGCGAUGGCGCAACGGUGGAGAGCGAUGGCGCAGCGAUGGAACAGCGAUAGCGAUGGCAGCGAUAGCGAUGGCAGCGAUAUCGAUAGCGAUGGCAGCGAUAGCGAUAGCGAUGGCGCACCGAUUGAGAGAUGGCGCAGCGAUGGCCAGCGCUGUGAUGAGAGCAAUAGCGAUUGUCAGCGCUGCGAUGGUCAGGCAAGCGCGACGACUGCGAUGGGGGAUAUAGCUUUGCGUCGCGAUGGCGAUGAGCUAAGCGCAUCAAUGGCGAUGGUGCAUGGCGAGCGUUGGUGAUGGCGAUGAGCUAAGCGCAUCGAUGGCGAUGGUGCAUGGCUAAGCGCAUUGAUAUCCAACGCCGUUGACAUUUGCAAAAUGGCUGAAUGACAGCGACACCGGAACUUAUAGAUUUUCAGGGUUUUUGAACUCGGCGCACAACGAAUCGCCGCUCCUCGGCGCGCAACGAACCGCCUCAGCGCACAAUGAAUCGCAGCACCUUAU